ACGUCGACAGCAAAAGAGUGUAAGAAGGAGAGUCCUCUCAAGAUUAAGCUAUCACCGUUUAUAUCCAUACCUCGACGCCGGGGACUGACAAUCGCUUCGAUAAGGAUGAGAGUCGCUUUGCUGAUCGCUGUGAUAUUGGCAACUGACGUCCUGAAAGAGGCGUCAAGCUGGAGACGUAGAUCCACGUUUCGUCGUAGGCGUUCUCUCGACAAGAAAGAAGAAAAGGCCGCAGGGGAAGUCUUUGAACAUCAGGUGAAGCUGGAGCUUCUCCAAGAUGCUGUUGCUACGCUGGAGGAGGCUGUGGAUGAAUUGGAAGCGAGGGAAAUUGCCUCUCCAGACCUGGGAAUGGGGGAACUACAGGAGAUGGAGAGGGCCUUUGGUAAUCUCGAUGAAGGAGAUACCUUCGACACCCCUGAGAAGAGGGAUGAAGUGGAGGAAGAUGCUGCCUUAGGUCUGAUAAAGGAGGAGCUUGAGGAACUGGUGGAAGAACUAAGAGGAGUCAACAUUGAUGGGACUGAGUAGACCCGACGGGAAAAAUCCAGACUGAACAGGAAGAAGCCCCGUCGAAGAAAGCAUUACAUUUAAUCUAUUGAAAGCAAAGUUGAUGACAUGCCUGCCUUUCCGUUCAUAAUAACAUAAGGUGUAGUAGUCCAUGGACCAGAGGUCCAGAUUGCAUUAUAAGGCCACAGCAUGUAAAUUUUAUGGAUGACAUCCUCCACAGACUCGAAAUCUAAUGCGA
This is a messenger RNA of Branchiostoma belcheri (Belcher's lancelet), 739 nucleotides long. RefSeq lists its product as uncharacterized. Bases 106 to 522 code for a protein of 138 amino acids. The transcript has 5 exons. The record is from RefSeq and is a predicted model, not a curated record. Lineage: Eukaryota; Metazoa; Chordata; Leptocardii; Amphioxiformes; Branchiostomatidae.